AUGGGCCCCUGUACCGCCUCCUCAUGCUGCUGCCAGGCCCGUAAUCUGCCAUGGGCCCCCGUACCGACUCCUCAUGCUGCUGCCAGGCCCGUAAUCUGUCAUGGGCCCCUGUACCGCCUCCUCAUGCUGCUGCCAGGUCCAGAGUGUGUCAUGGGUCCCUGUACGGCCUCCCAUUGCUGCUGUCUCCAUCGCCACACUCUGCCAUGUGCCACUUUCAGGUCUCCUCACACUGCUGGUGGGUUCCAUUUUUUCAUAGGGUGCUGUAUGGCCUCCCAUUGCUGCUGCCUCCACCGCCACACUGUGGCUCCACACUCUGGUUUUGGCCCCGUGACUGCCCAAAUGAGUGAAGUGUGCGGUGAUUCUAAGAUCGACGGCACUCAUCUGCAUGUCAUACUGACUGACAGUAUUUAUUUCUCUUCCCCAGCAGACUCCAAGGGCAUUUAAAUUAAAGGUACAGUGUUCUGCACUAAUAUAA
Staurois parvus is the source of this 475-nucleotide messenger RNA. Lineage: Eukaryota; Metazoa; Chordata; Amphibia; Anura; Ranidae. The record is from the annotation of a GenBank genome assembly.